Tribolium madens (black flour beetle) is the source of this 1844-nucleotide messenger RNA. It is a transcript of the gene Rsph4a, whose product is annotated as radial spoke head protein 6 homolog A. Gene Ontology annotation, biological process: cilium assembly; axoneme assembly; cilium movement involved in cell motility. The coding region runs from base 54 to 1796 and encodes 580 amino acids. Lineage: Eukaryota; Metazoa; Arthropoda; Insecta; Coleoptera; Tenebrionidae. Gene Ontology annotation, cellular component: axoneme; radial spoke. The transcript has 5 exons. The record is from RefSeq and is a predicted model, not a curated record.
GUCAAAACUGACAGUCUUGUUAUAAAAGAAAUAAGAAAACAAUACGAUCCAUAAUGAUUAAUGAUGUAAAUAAUUUAGGUUCUAUUAUCGAAAUAAAUGCAGAAGAACAAGAUCUCAGACUAGUUGGUUUACCAAAUGAGGAAAAUGAAUUUGUCUACGCAAAAACUUUCUUACAAAAAAGCAGUACUGACACUGGAGCAAAUUUAUACGACCAUCUAUCAGAAGUUUUGAAUAAAAUCUUAUCCGAACGCCCGGAAAAUGUCGUCGACUUUUUCGAAGAAUACAGUCGCAAAAUUAAAGAAAAACGAUUCAAACCACUCACUGAUCAUUUGGAAGACAUUUACGUGGAACCUGGACGAUAUCGUCAGGCUAAUAGAUUGAUGCCUUUACUCAAACCUUUACCACCUGAGGAACCUUCAACCCUCGACCCGGAAGACCUGGAACGUGCUGACAUGACCAAAAACAAUAUGCUUGACCUUUUGUCCUACUUCGAACUUGCCGGUCUUGGUCUACCCCGAACCGAAAUGUUUUGCCUGACUAUGUCCAUGAGACAAUUAAUCCGAGUCGAACCAAUUGCAAAAAUACGAUUUUGGGGGAAAAUUUUCGGAAUGAACAAAAAUUAUAUCAUUGUCGAGACGGAAUUGAAAGAUGAAGAGUAUUCCAAAAGAAAUGAAAAUUACACCGGGUUACCAGAUACCAAAAUCGAGGACAUAGUCGCCAACCAAUUGGAUGAUAUAACAAAAGCACAACUUGUGGGUGAAGGCGAGCCACCUAAACCAUGGGAGGUCCUGCCUCCAAUUCCCCAAAUUCAAUAUGAGGAGCCUCCAGAACCACCAUCGGAACCCUCAGGUGUUGGAGUCAACAAGAACGUUUAUUACGUUUGUAACGAAAUAGGAGAUCCUUGGGUACAACUUCCCGAUAUAACUCCAAAGCAAAUUCGAGUGGCUCGUCAAAUUUAUAAGACUUUUACCGGCGAUUUAGACCAACCAAUUGUCUCAUAUCCGUUUUUCCCAGGAACUGAACGAAAUUUUUUGAGGGCACAAAUCGCACGGAUUUCUGCAGGAACACACAUUUCGCCCUUGGGAUUUUAUACGUUCGGUGGUGAGGGAAUUGGUGAAGGAGGGGAAGCGGAUGAAGAAGAAGAGGAAGGGAAUAAAGGCGAAAUCAAAGAAAAUCCCAAAUAUGAUUCAGUGCCUAUCAAAGACCUAACUGACAGAUCUAUGAUGUUUUGGGUUCAUCAUAACCACCACAUAUUGAACCAAGGUCGUACGACGUGGUGGAACCCGAAUCCUUUACCAGAAACAGGACCAGAUGAAGAAUUGGGAGAGGAGGAAGAAGAAGCUAAACCGGUAGUGAUGGGUCCGGAACCGGAAACAGGACCUCCACUACUGACUCCGUGUUCUGAAGAUGUAACUUUAGACGCAAUUCCUGCAUGGUCUGUGCGAAGUUCUUCAGGAGUAGCAGAAGAGUUCGCUGUUGCUAUAGUCCGGUCAAAUUUUUGGCCUGGGGCUUACUCUUUUGCCACACAAGGCAAAAUGUUUCAUAAUGUUUAUUUUGGUACUGGUCUUAAAACCAUGGUCCCAAAUUUCUCACCCAUGCCUUUACCACCGGUCGAGCAAGACUAUCCUACAGGACCGGAAAUAAUGGAAAUUGUGGAUCCAACAGGAGCCGAAGAGGAAGCUUGGAGAAUAGCGCAUUUGCCGAAAGAAAAACCGCCGAAAUUGGUCGGCGAAGAGGAGAUCGGAGAGGAGGAGGAGGAAGAAGAGGAAGAUGAAGAUGAAGACGAAGACGAAUAAUUAAAGUUAUAUUAACCUUUGAAAAUUUCAAAAAUAUAAAUUAUUUCC